Molecule: messenger RNA, 795 nt
Organism: Peronospora matthiolae
Lineage: Eukaryota; Oomycota; Peronosporomycetes; Peronosporales; Peronosporaceae
Source: the annotation of a GenBank genome assembly
AUGCGCUUCCGUCCAUGCAUUGACAUCCACGCUGGCGAGGUGAAGCAGAUCGUGGGCUCGACGCUCACAGACGAGACUGGCAAAGGGCCCGUGACGAACUUUGUGUCUUCUCAGAGUGCUGGAGACUUUGCGCGGAUGUACAAGAGAGACGGACUUGUAGGAGGUCAUGUGAUUAUGCUGGGCACGUCCGAAGCCAAUACGAAGGCAGCUUUAGAGGCGCUGCAAGCCUAUCCAGGAGGACUCCAAGUGGGCGGAGGCAUCACUGCGGACAAUUGCCAGUUUUUCGUGGAAAAGGGUGCGAGUCACGUGAUCGUCACGUCCUACGUGUUUCGUGAUGGCCAGAUCGACUUUGAUCGGCUGGAGAAACUCAAGCAACUUCUCGGCAAGGAACAUUUGGUACUGGACUUGAGCUGUCGCAAGAGGGAAGAGGAUAACAAGUUCUACGUCAUGACUGAUCGCUGGCAGAAGUUCACGACGACGUCUAUCGAUGAAGCACUGUUUCACCGCCUUGCUGAAUAUUGCGACGAGUUUCUAGUGCAUGCUGUGGACGUCGAAGGCAAGCGGUGCGGCAUUCAGCAAGAGCUUGUGGAACUGCUGGCGCAGUGGAAGACCCUCCCCAUUACAUACGCUGGUGGUGCUAGCUCCUUGGAUGAUCUGGAUUUUGUGGACCUUAUCGGCAAUGGCAAGGUGGACCUGUCAAUUGGAAGUGCGCUUGACAUCUUUGGUGGCGACAUUCGCUACGUCGAUGUGGUUGCCUGGGACAAGAAACGUGCAACCGACACGGCUUCGUCUUAG